Cladocopium goreaui is the source of this 1371-nucleotide messenger RNA. The record is from the annotation of a GenBank genome assembly. Lineage: Eukaryota; Dinophyceae; Suessiales; Symbiodiniaceae.
GAUUACGCCAUCGCAGAGAAGAGCUGGAAGAAGAGCGAGAGCUCAAGCGCGGUUCAAGUUCCAUUUGCACAAGAAGGGGUUGCGCAUUUUGGACAACACAGGAUUGCAGAAGCCAUGACGACGCACAAGAAGCCGGCAUGGAAAUGCGCAGACUGCAGAAGGCUCAUCAAGGGAAACGACAUGUUCUGUCCGGCCUGUGGACAAUUUUGGGAAGACUGUGUGGACAAUGCGUACCAGGAGACGGCUGCAUCGUCAUCUAUGCGCUCACAGACCCCUUCCAGGCAUACGAGCUAUCGCAGCUAUACCCAAGGGAACGACUACUGGGAUGGAUGGCACAGCCACAGGGCAUCGAGUGCGAGUCCCAGGAGCAGGCAGCAAAAGCCCAAAUCUCAAAGGACGCGACAGGGAGAAGGCAAAGGAAAAGGCGGCAAAGGCAAGGGCAAAGGGAACAAGUCGCAACCGGCUCCCUUACAGGGAAUGGGGCAAGAGGGAAUGGCACCUCUGCCGCCACCACCAAUGCCACCGCCAUCUGGACCCUCGGAAUCAUGGAUGCAGUUUGCAGUGCCUUAUCAUGCCGCUGGAGGACCGCCCCAAGAGACACCUAUGAAUGCCCCCUCAUUGGCGGAGACCAAAUUGAAGGAGGUCAUGGGCAUCCUCAAGAAGAACGAGACGGAGCUCCCAGCGGAGGUUGCAGCUGUGAUGAAAGACAACAAAGUCAACGAGGGGAUGCAGAAGAUACAAGGAAUGCACGAAGCAGUGGAGGAGCUUGGAAACGCGCAGCAGCGCUUGGAGCAAGUUUGCUUUGCCAGGGCGCAGAACCUUGCUUCAUGGAGGCAGUUCCUUCACCUCUCUGUACAACGAUGGCAAGAAUAUACACAGAGAUUCCAAGGUCAGGAGAAGCACAACUUGGAACAGAUUGCCAAGGCCAGAGACGACGUCAAGAGAGCUCAAGCGAUCUUCAAGGAGCUACAAGAUCGGGGUGUCAUCACGGUCGAAGCGGACGAAGAUCCAGAAUUGAUGGACGAUGCACUCAUGAACACAGAGAGCUCCAAAAAGAUCGAAGAUGGACUCACCCAUCUGACGACGUCUCUGGGAGAAUUUGCUCAACAAGCAGAUCUCGAACAUGCUGCUGCCGAAGAACAACAAAAGAAACGACAACGCAAGGAUGUCCAGGCGGAGCCAACGCCGACAGGCUCCAAGCCCUUAGCUGCGCCAUCGAUGCAGCCUUUUGCUUUGGGAAGUGGGCACAAUACCUUGGGCACCAUGGAUUUUGACACGGAACUUCGGGACGAUCGACCGGCGCACAGACGAUCACCAAGUUUCUGUGAGGAUGUGGAAGUUUUUUGCGGCAUCGAGGACAGCAUUCAGAUG